Molecule: messenger RNA, 2711 nt
Organism: Panthera uncia (snow leopard)
Lineage: Eukaryota; Metazoa; Chordata; Mammalia; Carnivora; Felidae
Gene: FAM124B
Product: family with sequence similarity 124 member B
Exons: 2
Coding region: 2-1384 (460 amino acids)
Cellular component (GO): nucleoplasm
Source: RefSeq, a predicted model, not a curated record
CAUGGACGAGACACCAGAGCCUCUGGCCAUGACCGUCCACCUCCUGGCCAACUCUGGGCACGGCUCGCUUCUGCAGCAAACUCUCGACCGGCUCCUGGACUGCGUGUGCCCAGACGUCCGUCCCUUUCUGGUGUCAGAGCGGGUCCGGCCAGCGAAAUACUACGACAGGGGCCACUCCAGGCGCUCACGGUUCCCGGGGAUGUCUGUUUUGCUCUUCCUGCACGAGAGCCUCGGGGAGGAGCGGCUGUUCCGGGUCCUCGACUCCCUCCGGCGCUGGCCCUGGCAGUGCUACCCGGCCCCCAAUGCCCCGGGGCGACCUUGUCCCUACGUUCUCGCCAAGCAGGAGUUCUACAGCCUGGACAGCCAGAUGCCCGUCUGGGGCGUGAGGCAGGUGCACUGUGGGGCUGAGAUCCUGCGAGUGACACUCUACUGCAGUUUUGACAACUACGAGGAUGCCAUCAGACUCUACGAGCUGAUCCUGCAGAAGGACGCCACCUUGCAGAAGAGCAACUUCUGUUUCUUUGUGCUCUAUGCCACCGAGAGCUUCGCUCUGCAGCUGUCCCUGAAGCAGCUGCCCCUGGGGAUGUCAGUGGACCCCAAAGAGUCUUCAGUGCUGCAGUUUAAGGUCCAAGAGAUUGGCCAGUUAGUGCCUCUUCUACCCCAUCCGUGCGUCCCCAUCAGCCGCACCAGGUGGCAAACACAGGACUAUGACGGCAACCAGAUUCUGCUUCAGGUCCAACUGAAUCCAGGACUUGGUGUGAGGAAUGGCGAGCUUUCCUUUCUGAACGGCACCUCGGGAGCUAACACGCUUCCCCAGGGCUCCAGGCUGAUCCCUGUCUCCACAAGGAGGACCCUAGAGCCCAGAGGCCGAAGAAGCCGGGCCAGGAGGCUCAAGGUGGGCUCUCCGGAGUGCCCAGCGCCCGGCGGAUGCCCAGCGUCAGACAGCUAUAGUGGUACUUUGUGGAAAAACCCUGGUUGCCCAUCCCAGGACCGCAGCGCAGCCGCGGGUGCCCGGAUGCAUCUGCUUUCUCCCCACCUCCAGCCUGGGGCCACAGCAAAGGUCCUCAGCCCGGAAAACAGCUUUGAGAAGCUGGAGGCAGAAACUAAUGUGGACACGGGGCGCACCACGGUCAACUGUGAACCCAGGCAAUCUUUUGUGAGCAAACUUCCAAGGGAUCUCCGGGCCAGCCAGCCACCAUCCUGCUUGCCAGACUCAUCCUUAGGGGCAACUGCCUCCAAGAACAAUAAAAUCUCUAAGGAAAGGAUCCAUGGUUUGUCCCUUGCUGGCCAGAGGGAUCUUGGUGCAAGGAAGACGAUGUCAAAAUGUCUCCUUCACCUGCCAGUCCAGGGUGAAGAAAAAGAAGAAGAAGAAUUCUUUAUAUAGCACCAAACAAGUGGGGUUUCCUAAAACACGAGAUCAGAUACAGUGUUCCAGGAAUGGAGCCUUCUGACCUAGAAUCGGGCCUGUUUCUUGUUCACGUGAGGGGCCCCGAAGGCUAGCCAUGCACAGAUCAGUAUAGCGCUUAUUUCAACUGUUCCCAGUCUCACGGUGCUGUGAACGGUUAUUUGCGAUCGUGGUCAGGAGGGAACACAGCCAACGUGCAGGGGAAAAAAGCCCUUGGAGACACAGCUAACCCAGCUGGGUGUGUUGAGUUCAGCACCUAUCAGAAAUAAUUGCAUUGUAUGCAAAUGAGUCAGCUGUGUUAUGCAAUGCUGAUGAGCGUAUGCACUUUGGUUUUAAUUUUCGCUUGGGUUGCAUAGUUCAUCCCCUUGGACGACACGGACUAUUUGUUCUUUAGUGUUUUUUAAUUUUAUGUGGCCUCCUUUGGUAUCUAUGCUCUGUAUACUACAUAGCCGCUCGUGAUUUUGCCUUUAAAGUUGUUUGCAUCUAGAAUGAGUUACCAUGCAAGUGUUUUGAAAAUUAGAAACAAUUUAGUUUUUUCCUGUUUAAUGAGCAGAAACACAGGAAGCCAAGAAAUCCGGUGAAAAAGGAAAACUAGGCUCUGGGAUUUCCCAGCCCCUCCAUUUCUCAUUUGUUUCUGGGCUACUUCAAAGGGGCCAAGUGGUUCAUGUUUCUAACCAGAGAGGAACAUGACAUGAUUGGAUGAUUCCAGAUCUCUACUUAACGCGGCAGGAAGAUUGGAUUGGAUGGGUCGUUGGAGCAGGACUUACGUUCUUCUAGCCAUGUUCAAAUUCCUAAAUUUCUUUGCAAUACUCAUUCAUUCAUUUAUACAUUCAUUCACUCAUUCAGCAAGUAUUUAUGGAGCACCCAUGUUUGAAUGAGACAGACAUUGACAUAUGGUCCACAUACAUUCUGGGGCCAUCCAACCACCAAAAGUUUAUGGUCCCACCAGUACAGAUCCAUUGUAUCAACACUUGAGAAUAUGUUGAAGUGUUAAUUCCUCUGGAACCCUUUUCCGCAAGUGAUGGUCACACUUGCUGCACAAGGCUGUAGUAACCAUUCGUCACCUGCAGGUGGAGACCGGCGCAUAUUAUAAGUUGCAAUUAUAACCACAAUGGACAAAUUCUCGGUUGCUCAUAGACUGUAUUUUUUUGUUGGGUCUGUAAUAAAGGUUUUUAAAACAUCUGAGGUCUGUGUGUUGUAGUCAAUUUAUAACGUUAUUGGACUCCAUGAACCUUAUUCUCCAAAUCCAUGCUGAUUUGGCCCGAUCUUCGUGACAACCCGACACUUAGUAUACCCACGUGGAGAG